AUGAGGCUGAUCAACAAACUGAACGAAGCACAGGACAUCACGCUCCAACAAAUCGUCGAACAGUGCAACAGUCUCGUUAACCUCAAACAGGACACUGUGCUUGUAGAGCAACCAUCGUCAGUGCAGUACGUUGCUAACAAAGGUUCAUCACAGCAACAACGUCAUCCCAGCGGAGGAAACAAACAGCAGGAUCAUCCUCGUACUCCUUGCUGGUCUUGCGGUGCAAUGCACUUCCACAAAGAUUGUCCGAGUCGAAACCACAAAUGCAAAGAUUGUGGUAAAAUUGGACAUUCCGAGGGAUACUGCGCCUGUUUCACAUCAAUGGCGACCACCAGUGCUCCAGCGCAGAAGGCACCGUGGAAAAAGCAGUACAAGCGGAAGCAACAUCAGGGACAGACAUCGAAAAUAGUGACAGUCAACCAUGUCACGCAAAGAAGGAAGUUCGUCUCCGUUCAUCUCAACAACAUUCCUCAUCGACUGCAAAUUGACACCGGAUCGGACAUCACCAUCAUCUCACAUCAGGCAUGGAAGCGUAUCGGUUCUCCGGCAGUCAAACCAGCCACUUGCAAUGCUAGGACAGCGUCGGGCGAUCCGUUGCAAUUAGCGGCGGAGCUGGAGUGCAGCAUCACCAUCAAUAACGUUACGAAACAGGGGAUUGAUAUGAUGGACCUUUUUGGACUGUGGAACGAGCCAAUCACAGCGUUCUGCAACCAGAUCUGCACCACGAAGACGACAAACAUAGCAGAACUACGGUCUCGUUAUCCAGACGUCUUCAACGACAAAAUGGGGUUGUACAACAAGACAGCAGUACAACUUACGUUGAAGGGCACGCCUACACCAGUAUUUCGUGCAAAGAGACCCGUUGCGUACAUGAUGGAAGCUGUUGUUGAAGAUGAGCUGCAUCGUCUGGAAAGUCUUGGCAUCAUCAAAAAAGUGGACUUUUCUGACUGGGAGGCACCCAUCGUCGUGGUACGAAAACCGAACGGCACCGUUCGUAUUUGUGCGGAUUUCUCGACGGGGUUGAACAACGUGCUGGAGUCGAAUAAUUAUCCUUUACCACUGCCAGAGGAUAUCUUCGUGAAAAUGGCUAACUGCGUCAUUUUCAGCCACAUUGAUUUGUUGGACGCCUACCUACAAGUACCCGUAGACGAAGCAAGCCAACCAUUCCUAACCAUCAACACCCACAAGGGACUGUUUCAAUUCACACGAUUGUCACCCGGCAUCAAAUCAGCGCCAGGGGCAUUUCAAAAGUUGAUGGACACGAUGCUCGCUGGGCUCAAUAGCACCACAGGGUACCUGGACGACAUAUUAGUAGGUGGACGAAACGAAGAUGAGCAUCAGCAAAACUUACAUCUCGUGCUAAACCGUUUGCGAGAUUACGGACUUACCGUACGCAUUGAAAAAUGUAAUUUCAAUAUGCGCCAAGUCAAAUAUCUGGGACAAAUCCUUGAUGCACAAGGAAUCCGGCCAGAUCCAGAUAAAAUAGCACCAAUUAUUGACCAGUUGAUCCGUGAACCAUCGAGCUCACUGUGUUAUGUGACCAAUGCCGGACAACCUACAUCAGCCAAACAACGAUAA
Messenger RNA from Anopheles coluzzii, 1578 nucleotides. RefSeq lists its product as uncharacterized. The record is from RefSeq and is a predicted model, not a curated record. NCBI's taxonomy places the organism in Eukaryota, Metazoa, Arthropoda, Insecta, Diptera, Culicidae. The transcript is spliced from 3 exons. The coding region runs from base 1 to 1578 and encodes 525 amino acids.